This is a messenger RNA of Cryptococcus wingfieldii CBS 7118, 567 nucleotides long. RefSeq lists its product as hypothetical. The record is from RefSeq and is a predicted model, not a curated record. The transcript has 2 exons. NCBI's taxonomy places the organism in Eukaryota, Fungi, Basidiomycota, Tremellomycetes, Tremellales, Cryptococcaceae. Bases 1 to 567 code for a protein of 188 amino acids.
AUGACUUCCGUCAUCAUGAACAACAACAACAACUGCGAGGAGGAGUUCCUUCCUUCUUACGAGCCUCAUGGGUUUGACGACAGCUCGUCCGUCUACGUAGACUAUGUGGGUUAUGAGGACUACGAGGACGAGUCCGACGAUGAGUCAGAGCAGACUGCCCGAAACGUCCCCAAUGGCCUCAUCUUGACCUGCGUGCAGAACGGCAACUGGUUCCUCGGCAGCCACUUCUCCGCCGCGCACACCCACAUCUACGUCUGCCGAAACCCCUCCUCCAUCUCCCCCGCUGCCCGCUCCACCGUCGCCUCUCUUGCCUCCAUCUUGGAGCUCGCUUACCAGCCCUCCCUUCACGAGAGCCCCAUGUGGGUCGCGGGGAAGCUGGAGGAUGAUAUCAAGUGGCUCAAGGGGAGCAUCGACAAGUUCAGGGGCUUCACUCAUAUCCGGUUCAAAGACAGGAAGGCAUAUUACAAGGCGGUGCAGGCAGUCAAGGCGGCUGCUGGUACAUGCCGCAGUCCUAAAGACCGCGAGGUGGAGAUGAUCUUUCCCGGGGGUGUGCGUGUUGAGGCAUGA